ACUAAACCAGAACUGAGUUUGAGGAAGAAAAAUAAAAACGUAUUACUAUUUGCGAAGGUCUUAAUUGAGGUAAUAUAUUGACGAUAUACCAGAGAUUCAUUGUAUAAAACGAAUAUAGUCGACCUUGCAAUGUAUCUAUGAACAGGUUGUAUUGUUAAUUUGUUAGUGAACAUAUUAUAAAUCAUUGAACAGUGUAAAUAUAAAAUCUGAAGGAUACUUUUAGAUUAACUAUGGACUGGAGGACGGUUUUAAUGACGCUGGCGUUACUGUACCAUGUUGAUGGCUUCUCAAAAUAUGGUAGAACAUGCAGAGACAUCGGAUGUCUCAAUAGCGAAGUUUGCGUGUUAGCUGAAGACCCGUGCUCUUUCGGACACUCUUCAAACUGCGGAACAUAUCCUACAUGCAAGAAAAAGUCUCAAGUCGAAGGAACUCAUUCGGAACCGGCGCAACCCAAACCUAAACCGCCACAAACACCGACAAGAGACUUUGACUCAGUGCCCAACUACCCAGCACCCGCACCGCCUCCGUCUAACAACGGGCACGGUGGUAACUCACCAUACGGUGGCAACUCGCCUUAUGGCGGUAGCUCACCAUACGGCGGUAGCUCUUCGAACGGUGGUGGCUCGCCGUACGGCGGUAGCUCUUCGAACGGUGGUGGCUCACCUUACGGCGGUGGCUCACCGUUCGGUGGCAACUCACCAUAUGGUGGCGGUUCAUCUGGUGGAGGCGGCUCGCCGUACGGUGGUCACAAUAACCCAAGCUCCCACUUCGGUGGGGGUUCUUCUUACGGGGAUCGAUCCCCAUACGGCGGUAGCUCUCCAUACGGCGGCUCUUCGAAUACCGGAGGCAAUUCCCCAUACGGCGGGUCCAGCAGCGGCUCCCUUGGCGGUUUCGGAUCGAAUGGCAAAAGUCCCAUUGAUAGCAUAUUGAACACAAUCAACAAGUUCGCAAACGGACAAGGCGGAGCAGGUGGUACCGGAGGUCAAGGUUCCAUAGGAAACAUCUUGGGAAAUAUUCUAGGUAAUUUUUCUAAAAACGGAGGACUGAGCAGCGUUUUCAACACGAGGCCCAUUAUGGAGAAUCCAAACUACUCAUCGUAUAGUUCAAAUUCGAGGAGUUCUAAUGCCCAAACUUAUCCAUCAGGAAACCAGCCCGGUUAUCAGGCGCCCAACCAAAAUAAGAAUUACGGACAAAACUAUGCCCACCGCAGUGGAGCCACAACAAACAAACCAGUGUCUUAUGGCUGGAACAUCGGUGUGGCAAUGACGUUGACGUACCUGGUACACCUUUACAUCAAGAAUGUGAUAUAAAAUAAUCUCUAAUUAAUUAUUGAUAAAAACUCCACUAAUUAUGUAUGAAUAAGGUGCUUUAACUCCACUAAUUAUUAUUGUUGUUUGAAAUAUUUUUUUAUAAAUCAUAAUAUAGUAAGUAUGUAUGUUA
Molecule: messenger RNA, 1440 nt
Organism: Colias croceus (clouded yellow)
Lineage: Eukaryota; Metazoa; Arthropoda; Insecta; Lepidoptera; Pieridae
Gene: Mnr
Product: loricrin-like
Exons: 5
Coding region: 231-1310 (359 amino acids)
Source: RefSeq, a predicted model, not a curated record